Messenger RNA from Cylicostephanus goldi, 557 nucleotides. The record is from the annotation of a GenBank genome assembly. Lineage: Eukaryota; Metazoa; Nematoda; Chromadorea; Rhabditida; Strongylidae.
AUGUAUCCCUUAGACCAUUUUAUAUGUGAUCAUCGCUCGACCGGUCUGUUGCAGGUGCAAGCUAAAGCUUUGCUGACGAUGAUGACUGCCUAUGGAAGGAAUUCGGUGUUUCCGCUGGACACUAUAUGGCGUGUGCUUGCUUUUGAUGAUCGCGAGGAUGCGCUGAAAUCACUCACAGUGUACGGAGUUCAACAGAACGACAUGGAUUAUGAUCAAGUUGUACUAAAUCGAGAUCACUUCCUCCAAGACGCAUCGCCAGAUAUGAAGCCAUAUCGAUGGAUUGAUGCCAAAAACACGGCACAGUGGAGUCAGGUGGCAAAUGGUCCAGCGCCGUUCUCAUUUUCGCCCAUCUUUGUCUUACCGGAAUCAUUCGAUCACAGCGAUGUUUACAAUAGAGAUGAAGUACUUUCCAGUAUAUUCGAGAAGUACUCACUGCAGUCUGAGGCAAACAAAAUGAUGCUUAUGCAGUCACAUCCUGGGCCUGACUCUGAGAGUCUGAAGGGAGAAACGCAGUUCUGGGUUAGCUUUUACGUAUCUCAAGUUUAUGUUGUAUAGAU